This is a messenger RNA of Mus caroli (Ryukyu mouse), 1441 nucleotides long. RefSeq names its product AU RNA binding methylglutaconyl-CoA hydratase (gene Auh). The record is from RefSeq and is a predicted model, not a curated record. Gene Ontology annotation, biological process: fatty acid beta-oxidation. Gene Ontology annotation, cellular component: mitochondrion. Gene Ontology annotation, molecular function: enoyl-CoA hydratase activity. NCBI's taxonomy places the organism in Eukaryota, Metazoa, Chordata, Mammalia, Rodentia, Muridae.
CUGGCCGCGGGCGCCCGCUGUAAACAUACAACAUGGCGGCGGCGGCUCCAGGCGCUCUGGGCGCCUUGAGAACCGGUCGCGUCCGCCUGGUGGCCGCGUGCUGCGCGCGGCUCGGCCCCGCGGCCUGGGCUAGGGGUACCGCCCCGAGGAGGGGCUACAGCUCUGAGGUGAAGACGGAGGAUGAGCUGCGCGUGCGGCACCUGGAGGAGGAGAACCGAGGCAUUGUGGUGCUCGGGAUUAACAGAGCUUAUGGGAAAAAUGCACUCAGUAAAAAUCUCCUCAAGAUGUUAUCAAAAGCAGUGGAUGCAUUAAAGUCAGAUAAGAAAGUUCGGACCGUUAUCAUCAGAAGUGAAGUCCCUGGGAUAUUCUGUGCUGGUGCUGACCUUAAGGAACGAGCCAAGAUGCAUUCCAGUGAAGUUGGUCCCUUUGUCUCCAAGAUCCGAGCUGUGAUCAAUGACAUUGCAAACCUCCCCGUGCCCACCAUCGCAGCCAUAGACGGCCUUGCGCUCGGAGGGGGUCUGGAGCUGGCGCUGGCGUGCGACAUUCGAGUAGCAGCUUCCUCUGCAAAAAUGGGCCUGGUUGAAACAAAGUUGGCAAUUAUUCCUGGCGGAGGAGGGACACAGAGAUUGCCACGUGCCAUCGGGAUGUCCCUGGCUAAGGAACUCAUCUUCUCUGCCCGAGUUCUUGACGGUCAAGAAGCCAAAGCUGUGGGCUUGAUCAGCCACGUGUUAGAACAGAACCAGGAAGGGGAUGCAGCCUACAGGAAGGCGCUGGACCUGGCGAGAGAGUUUCUACCUCAGGGGCCUGUUGCAAUGAGAGUGGCCAAACUAGCAAUUAACCAAGGGAUGGAGGUCGACUUAGUAACAGGGUUAGCCAUAGAAGAAGCCUGCUAUGCUCAGGGUCGGGGCAGCGGUGACUCCUCAGUGUCCCCGUCAGCUUCAGGUCAGGAGCUGAGCUCAUGCGCCAAGGCAAGACCAAGAAGUGGAGCUUCUGACACACGUCGAAAAGACCAUCUCAACAAAGGACAGACUGGAAGGUCUUCUUGCUUUUAAGGAGAAAAGACCCCCUCGCUACAAGGGAGAAUAGGAGGAAAGCCCACCGCAGCCUCCCAUAGUGCUGGAAGCAGUUCAGAGCCUCCCCGUGCCGCCACGGGGAAUUGCAGUGACCAAAGUGGAGAGUGGGUUCUCACUACACCCGGAGCAGGCCCAUCUGUACUCAAGCCACUGUGCGCCAUGUCAUAUUUAUUCAGAUUUAUAAAGCUAGCAAUGUCCGUGGUAAAAACACGUAAAAAUUAGGUGUAUGUUUUUAAUAUUUCCCGCAUAUCAGGCUUUGUCGUUAAUUUUUUAAUGUGAAUAAUUUAUAUUGCACACUCUAGGGAAUAAUUGAUUGUAUGUCUACCAUGCUGCAUUAAGAAAAUAAAACUAUUUCUGUAUCCCAAAAA